This is a messenger RNA of Engraulis encrasicolus (European anchovy), 1834 nucleotides long. RefSeq lists its product as uncharacterized. Lineage: Eukaryota; Metazoa; Chordata; Actinopteri; Clupeiformes; Engraulidae. Gene Ontology annotation, molecular function: glycosyltransferase activity. Bases 182 to 1504 code for a protein of 440 amino acids. The transcript is spliced from 2 exons. Gene Ontology annotation, cellular component: cytoplasm. The record is from RefSeq and is a predicted model, not a curated record.
CUAGAAGACUAGAAUAGAAUAGAAUAGACUUUAAUGUCAUGCCAGCAUGAAAAUUGCCAUAAAGGUGCUCCACCUGCUCCUCCUGCUGAACAGUUACAUGGAUUUUCAGAUACGAUAACGAUACCUCCCCAUCUUCAUUCCCCUUAAGUGGUUCGGUGUGGAAACCCCAACUGAGAGCAGGAUGCAGAGGUUCUUUCGACCGCUAGCUGGCCUCUUCAUCAUGCUUUUCAUUGGUCUUGCGAGGUGGAAAUGGGAGGUGAUAUCCAUCACAUACCUAUACAUAUCCCCAGUGCAGAAUGAACUACCAGAGACCGCAGAAACCAUUCAACACAUCCACAACUCCUCGCACCUCGUGGUGUCUGCAUUUAAGGACCAUCGUAGAGGCGGGGCCAUUCGGGUGAUUGGCAUCCUCAGAAGAUCGGCGUUCAAGAAGCUGUACUGUGUGCUCUGUGUUCAAGCUGACGCUAGGACUGACGGGGAUGAGGGGUGUAGUCAACGGGUGUCUUCAGAGGCAGUCGUUGAAAUACACAGCGAUCACUUUGGCUUUCCUUACGGGACUUCAGACAUAUUGUGCAACAGUCCAUCAUCCUUUAAGCCCACACAUGUGGCCAUAUCAGUGGACCCAAGCACUGUCCAGACCCAAUCACUGUUGAGAUAUUUACCCAUUCAAAACCAGGAGACCAAGGACUCAUUUAAGUACAAUUUCACUGUGUGCAUAUCCAGCCUCUUUGGUGAGUACAAUAAUGCCCUCCAGUUUGUGCAGACCAUGGAGGUCUACAAGCUGAUAGGCAUUCAGCGAGUGGUCAUCUACAACACCAGUAGUGGGCCCCAUCUAGAGAAACUACUCAAGUACUACAGCAAAGAGGGUAUGCUUGAGGUUGUUCCUUGGCCAAUAGACAAAUUCCUAAAGCCUUCUCAUGGGUGGCAGCCAAAAAUUUCACCUGGGGACUUGCACUACUAUGGCCAGCUCACCACGCUGAACGAAUGCAUAUACAGAUACAUGUAUCAGUCCCAAUACCUCCUCCUGAAUGACAUGGAUGAGAUUAUCAUGCCUUACAAACAUGCCAGCCUGGGGGACUUAAUGGAUACCCUACAGAGACAGCAUCAUGACGCUGGGGUCUUCAUAGUUGAGAACCCCAUUUUCCCCAAAACCCAGUUUGACGACAGCGGGCGCUUUAGCCGGCGCGAGUGGCAGAAUGUGCCUGGUAUAAAUAUCCUGGAGCACAUUUACCGUGAGCCUGACCGGGAGGGAGUUUUCAAGCCCACUAAAUUGAUCAUCAAUCCCCGCUCUGUGGAGCAGACAUCCGUACACUCAGUCCUAAAGCACUUUGGACCCUCCAUCGAUGUGCAGUUUGAUGUCUGUCACAUAAUCCACGUCAGGGUCCCUCUGCAAAGGAGCCUACACAAAAACCAACUGCACGUGGACAAGAAACUUUGGGAGUUUGAGAAGAGGCUGAUACCGAAUAUCGAUCGAGCAAUUGAUGAAUCAGGACUCUUACUGUGAUCUAAAACUUUACCUUUGGCCAUGAAGGGGGCAGCUAAUCUGUUGCACAUUGAUGGUGUAGGCCGGGAAAGCAUCAUCAAUAGUAGUUACGUAUGUUACUGCAUGACUCAGGCCUAUUACUGCCGUUCCAAACUGAAAUUCUUGGAGUUAGCUCAGCUGUGGGAAAGCCUUACUGUGCAUGUACACUAAAGGAACCUACUCAACGGAAGUCAUUAUUUCAUGAUUAGCUACUGUAUAUCAAACAAGUCUGUCACAUCCUGAGCGAAUACAGUGAAUUCAUGGUGAAACAUCUUCAAUGACCUGGCUACUCUGUAGUUAACGACUUAAGAG